AUGGACACGGCGAGCGCAUGGAGCGUCGCGCCGAAUGCGCCGGUGCUCGUCGCGGGCGGCGCGCUUCUGGGCGCUACAGCAGGGGGAGUUGCAGGGACUACGGCUGGCGUACUUGGCUCGCAGGGCGUGCCGCCGUUUGUGCUCGCGGCGCGCCUCGCCAAGAGCUGGUUCCUCUUUUCGUUCGGCUUCUUUGCUAUCCGUGAGUACGCCGUGCGUCCGAUCGUUCAGCGAAACUGGACUGGGCCAGAGAAUCCCCAUAUGCACGACCUACGGGCGACCUUUUUGUCGGGCGGCGCGGUGGGCGCCGUUGCAGCAGGGUUUAUGCGGCGCCCGAUCGUGCCGGGGAUCCUGACCGUGGCGGGCCUGUGCACCAUUGUACAGGUCGCCUCGAACGAGGCCACGAUCGGUGUGCGCGCGCUGAUGCGAAAAGAAGCGGCGGCGCCCCCGCAGCCCGCCGCGCCGUCGGUCGACACGGCACCCGAGCCCGACGUGGGGCACGAGCGGCCCUCCAAGCCGAAAGGGAGUAUCCGAGCGUUCAUCGAAAAGCACAACCCCAUUGUUCCCCUGUCGAAUGACGAGUACAAAGAGCGCCUGCUGCAGCGGCGUGCAGAGAUCGACGGCGAGCUCAUCCUGCUCGAAGAAGCCCUUGCGCAGGAGCGCAAGCAGCUGCAUACGCUCCAAGGCACUACUUUGUAG
Malassezia japonica is the source of this 696-nucleotide messenger RNA. RefSeq lists its product as uncharacterized. The transcript has 2 exons. The record is from RefSeq and is a predicted model, not a curated record. Lineage: Eukaryota; Fungi; Basidiomycota; Malasseziomycetes; Malasseziales; Malasseziaceae. Bases 1 to 696 code for a protein of 231 amino acids.